Molecule: messenger RNA, 279 nt
Organism: Gloeophyllum trabeum ATCC 11539
Lineage: Eukaryota; Fungi; Basidiomycota; Agaricomycetes; Gloeophyllales; Gloeophyllaceae
Exons: 2
Coding region: 67-237 (56 amino acids)
Source: RefSeq, a predicted model, not a curated record
UAGCUUCAGAAUAUCGCGUAGAAAUGUACGUUGCCGUGAAUCGAUUGUACCGAAUGUAUAUAGCUUAUGAAGAACAACCCGGUGUAUCCAGCAUCGAACAACGGCGAAGACCAUGGUGAUCCCACGGACUUGAAAGAGGCGAAAGGUAUUUCUUACUUGGAUCCUCCUGGCCGUGCUGCCCAAUUGCUCUCCCGAGAGAAAGGGCUGCUCAGCCUGAAAAUGACAGAUCUUCGUUAAACCUCCGAUUAAUACUUCUCAGAGUUUACAAGUAGACCAGCU